Marchantia polymorpha subsp. ruderalis is the source of this 2208-nucleotide messenger RNA. NCBI's taxonomy places the organism in Eukaryota, Viridiplantae, Streptophyta, Marchantiopsida, Marchantiales, Marchantiaceae. The record is from the annotation of a GenBank genome assembly.
AUACGGGCGACCGCACCGGUGAGCCGAGUGCAGUUCGGAAGUGAUGGCCGAUGUUCGUGGAAGCUUCGAAUUUAGCAGGAGGAGAGCGGCAGGCGGUUUAGAAAAUGAUCAUUGUAAGAAGAACCUUUCUGCGCGGUCUCUUUCGAUCAUCGUGGAGUCCAGGGCCCCGGCUCGUCGUAGAACCUACUGUUGGGAUGUGACGCGGAGCGAGCGAGAGGCGGAGGUGGAAGGUGGGAAUCACUCCCACGUUUUUGUCGAUGUGGGAAUUUCCGCAUUUCCGCAUUUGCGCAUUUGCGCAAUUCCGCAGUUGCGAGUUUACCUGCGAGGGUGCAUGGUUCCGGGCACGCAGAGGGGAAGGGGUCUUGGCUGUUCGAUCCAUGAGCGAUGGGACUUCGCAUCCAAAUCACCUCCUCCUCCUGCUGGUCCGCUGCAGGAGCAGAGAAGGGCCGUCCCGGCUCCUUCUCCGUCUAAACGCCACGUAAUUCAGGGGACAGGCCUAAUAAUUUCGGAAAACUGAUUUGUGCCUGUCCUUCUUGUCCACCGCAAGCGUAGUCCUGCCUCGCCCUCGCCUGUCCAGUCCGGUGCCUCCGUUCUAUAUCCAUUUUACUGUCAAUUCUGCGAUGGAUCCGAUCCGUUUGGAGGUUAUUUGUCGCGGCGUGCACCUUCCGGAAUUACGCGUGUAGCCAUAGGCCAACCGCUGUCAAAUAAGGCUGAAGAUUUUAGUCUGUUUGCAAGAACUGGCAGGCAUUUGAUUCUCGAUCCUCGGAUCGAUCGAACGACCUAGGAACCCCACUGUCUUUUUGCAACCCCAUCGUCUUUUGGUCCUUACCCGUUCAUCGCCUUAACUUACUUUUGCAGAUACUCUUCGUGGGAGAAUGUUGUAUGGCCCUGCUGAAAGAUUUUUCCGAGUCUACCUAACAACUGCAUGAACGAAAUCUAGAUUUCCGGUACUGGAUACACAAAUCUGGAUGGAAUGAUCAACAGUAUGUGCGCCUCUGUAGAAAUUCAGAUCUCGGGAGCCCUUUAUCAUCUUGUGUCAUGAUCAAAGACUCGGAGUGAUGCUUGAAUAGAUUCCUUGGUCCACCACCAGAUCUACAGCAUCAACAAGCUCAUGGCCAAGGCAAAACCUCCUUUCAUAUGAAAAGUGAGGGCUUCUCAAACGACAUGAAACUCUCAUGGCUAACGUUAUUGGUCCUCUAAUUUCAGACGAUUAUUUGACUCAAUCGUUGGAUGUCGCGCAAAUCUAGGCAGAGAAACUUUUUCUCUUCUUCCAGAGGCAGGUGGAUCCGAAAAGAUACAUCGUCCUUACGUGGAACAUGAUUUUCUUUCUCUAUGCGAGCACCACAUGAAGAAAGAAAAGCACGAACCGCUCGAUUGGUGCGGGCUAAUGCGAAUAAGUCAAUUCGAGCUCGUAUUUCUACGAGCUUGAAUUGUUUUAUUCGUCGAGCUUCCGGAGUCCAACUCGCUUGCGUAAAUUCAUCACGAUGAAGUUUCCUACUUUCUGAGCUUUGUUUGACCAGGUUUUGGGUUAACGGCCAUUCACAAGAAUUUUUAUGCUUUUUCCAGUGCCUUGCGAAAGGAAUAUUAUGCUUGGCGUCGAAGAUUUGCAAGGUACGCGUCUGGUUUGAAAGGCUAGCUGACAACACCACUCUGAUACAACUUUUAGGUUAUGACAUUCGAGUUCCAAAAGUCAGACGUUUGAUUGGGCAUCUACUGAGUUUACACUGAACGUUUGAUUUUAUUGAUCUGUAUGCAUUCACGGUUAUAUGAAGCUCAGAUCACAAGCAGUUGCUGUAAAGACAACCAAAAUUCACUUUGGCUUUUCUCAUCCGAAUACGGCUGGAUAUUUUUAGGACAUCAAAUUAUUCUUUUCCGGAGGUUAGUAAAGAGGUUAAGCUGCACUGACUGCUUCUGGGUCCACCUACAACAAGUCCAGAUCCAAUGCAAAGUUGCAAACUGUUUUCGCUCUCUCUCCGUCCGACUCUGCUCUCAUGCACAAGGAGGAGAGAGAAGCGGCGAGAACGGCAAGAUCUUUUUGGGAAACGCACUCCUAGAGCCUAUUGAUCUUGUAUGUUGCAGUCUAGGGGCCAAGCAGCUUUUUGGGUGAUAACUUUACACGGCUGACUGUCAUUGACACUGGAACAGAUCUUCAGCCAUCUCUUGCUUUCACGAGUGGUGAAUUCAUUUAAAAUUUACUGUUUCACCUCC